AUACAAUAAACGUCAUAAAUCCAAGAAAGCGAACCCAUUUUAGGCUUGAGUAAUAGUUAUAGACAAUUAUAAGCAAAUAGCUGUAUGGUGUUGAGCUGAUAGUACAAUUAUUAUUAAAAAGUAAGUAGGUCGUUAUUAAAAACAAUAAUGAUAAAUUAAAUAAUAAGUAGGGGAAAAGACUACAUGGCAGAUCCAGAUAGAGCUAAUUAUUGUUCUUGAGAUCCUUAGUCCAGCGGAGGUCUUAUGGAAUGAACAGAGCUCUGUGCCCAUUUCUAGAGAAACUGCGUAGGCUACACCACGAAAGAAGGCAUCUGGAUCUGUGGGUGGAGAUGAUGGGUGUUAUGUUAUCCUACAUGAUGUCAUGGGCUUUUCCCUGCUGCUCACAGACCUAGAGGCCACCCGCAAUACCAAUUCAGGCCAUGGCAUAAAUUGUAGGUCCUUUCCUCAUUACCUUUCCGUUUACUUAUAUACACCACUGCCAUGCUCACCUUUGCACUGGCUCUACAUUUUGAUCUGAACUACAAACCUGUUAAGUUCCGUGACUGUGAAUCUUGCGCGCUGUUGAGGUGACAGCAACUUUCAACAGAGAGCCAAAUUAACACUGUGAUGACACACAUAGUCUCACAACAUUAAAACAUGUGAGGCACACGCAGUGGUAGCUAGUAAUGAGGCUUCGUAAUCUGCACUCCAGUGAUUUUUUAGGAACAGGUGUUAAUUGUGGUAUGGAGACGGUUUCUGGUUAUGACAGUGAGUGAUGGCAACCAACAUGUGAAGGAGAAACACGGAAUGUACUCGCUGAAGAACUGUAGAAGGGUUUUUGGAAUUCAGUUCUUGAAAGCAUGUGGAUGCAGGUUUGCUUUCUUGAUAAGGCUUCUGUGUUUUGCUCAAAUGUCAAAGAUCAUUCCAAGAUAUUCACACCAUCCAACUCCUUGUCUGGACUGCAUCCUGAAAUCAACCACCAACCACCUCUGAGUGAAAUUGAAAUCCAGCAUUGUAUUGUUGCACCAUUUAACGUUAAAAUCAUAGAGAAGAACCGUGUUCCUGCUCAGAGCCUGAGAGAAGCGCUGUGUAGUCAGAACAUUUAAUGAGUUGGCAGUUUGGAUGGAUGCUUUCACAGUCACCAUAGAGCAUGAACAGGAGGAGGGAUAGGAAAACACCCUUGUAGUGAGCUUGUGUUGGUUUUUAGGGUGUUUGAGUGACCAGUUUGUUGGCGAGGAUGACAGGCUACAUGGUGUUGAAUCCAAAAUAAAUAUUAACAAAUGGAAGCCUGGCAAAGUUCCGCUCUCCUUCAGGUCCCUGUGAAUCUAGCAGGACAAUUUUAGCAUCAUGUUCUGUGUAUAUUUGUACUCAUUUUCAAUGUUGGUAAAAAUAUGUUGUUUGUUUCUUUAAAAGCAGCGAUGUUUUGACUUGAAUACAAGGACACAUUCUGGAUUACACCAAAGGGGCCUACCCUUCAUGGGUGAUUUGCAGAGGUUGAAUCUAAGAACUUGUUUAAUGAAAUGCUGUAUAUGGAUUUAAAAAAUGUAAGUCAGGCUACAUUUUAGUAUUUCCGAUGUGUCCAUUGGAGUCCAAACUGUUAUCGUUAUUUUAUUGUUGUUCAUAAAGACUAGCUCUCCAUCAAUAUAGGAAAAUGUGUCUGCAUAAGAUUAGGAUGCAUAUAGCUAUAAAGUAUUUUAAUUAAAGCUUUGAAGAUAUCUGAAACCAAAGGGAAAUCCCUUUAAAGCUGUUCACUUCUGAGGGAAGAAAGUAGAGUGUAGAUGUCAAAGCGAGUCAAUAAAUACAGUGAGUUAUCUGGGCUCCACACAAAGGGAAGGAACAUCAACAGGGAUUCAAGCUGUGAGUACAAGCCUUCAACAAACCUGACAUCCAGCUCCCACUGGGUAACAGGCAGGGGUGACUGCACCACCACUUGUGUGCAUCACCCGGGGUCACCUGCCAAAGACAGCCUCACUCCUCUGCCUCCCAAAUCUGCUCCAUUGUGGCCCAACACACUCCACAGCCAUGUGCACAGCCUGGUCUACCGGAGUCACCAGAAUUUGCAUGUGUUAUGUGGAUGACAAAGUGUCCAAAGUGGCCUGGCUCAAUCGAUCCAACAUCAUCUAUGCCGGCCAGGACAAGUGGUCUCUGGACCCCAGAGUAGAUCUGGUGACUAAAGGACAGCUCGAGUACAGCCUGCGCAUACAGAAGGUGGAUGUUUAUGAUGAGGGGUCGUACACCUGCUCCAUACAGACGAAGCAGCAGCCCAAGACCUCACAGGUCUACCUCAUUGUACAAGGUAAGUGGCACCUACACAUAGACACCAGCAGCACACAACACACAACCAAUCCACGCCAGCCGUACAGAUUUACACUUGGAAAUGGUGUCAAUAUAUUAUAUUCCAAACAGAAGCUAGAACAAAUUUGAAAUGAUUAUGUCAUAUUUAUUAAGAGUCAAUCGCAUCAUUGUCCAACUGCACACAAGCAGCAAACAGCAGCGUCACCAAACUCUGUU
Gymnodraco acuticeps is the source of this 2490-nucleotide messenger RNA. RefSeq names its product limbic system-associated membrane protein-like. The coding region runs from base 2002 to 2403 and encodes 133 amino acids. The record is from RefSeq and is a predicted model, not a curated record. The transcript is spliced from 3 exons. NCBI's taxonomy places the organism in Eukaryota, Metazoa, Chordata, Actinopteri, Perciformes, Bathydraconidae.